This is a messenger RNA of Talaromyces marneffei, 1635 nucleotides long. RefSeq lists its product as uncharacterized. Lineage: Eukaryota; Fungi; Ascomycota; Eurotiomycetes; Eurotiales; Trichocomaceae. Bases 1 to 1635 code for a protein of 544 amino acids. The record is from RefSeq and is a predicted model, not a curated record. The transcript has a single exon.
AUGGCUGACGAGUCCGAGACCACGAUGUCCGCCACGCUCCGAUUCCCAUUUCAAGCCUCGCUGGAUGGAUCUGCGGUGGUGGAAACUGAUGGUAGUCUUUAUUACGGACUUGAUAUCUCACAUGGAUUUGCUGAGUUGCCAGCAGAAGGAUAUCCAACUCUAAAUUCAGAGUCGGAGAUGCAAUUAGGGUUAGGGUUGUAUUUGGAGAGGGACGAUUACGAAGAGGAACAGGAAGAACCACAUUCGAGUUCGAAAAUCGUACGUCAUCCACAGCGCUGGGAUAGUCUUGUGAAGAGCAAAGACCAGGAACAGAAACAGGAACCAGAAGAAGUGACGCCACGACCAAUCUCCGUCUCCAUGCAUCCCCAUCGAAUAAACACCUCUGAUCAACAGCGUUUCGCUACAGAGCACGAAAUGGCAGCGGCAGAGGAACUAGAAGAAGAGAACACUAUCUGCGAAUCGCCGUUAUCGAGUACGCUAGACGAAGCAGAGGCAACAAUACGAGUGUCCGUACCUUCCAGCAGCGUGCAACAAUUCAUACCAUCCCGAUACUAUGCGACUCCCCUUAUCAAAGACGAUCCCACAUCGACACCAGUCGCGCUAUACGGGCUCGAAAAGCCCUCGGAUUAUGUACCAAGAAAGAAAGGACCAGCCGGUUCAAGACAAAGAGGCAAUACGACAGUGGCAGCCCAAUCUGCGUCCAGACACCAACAUCAGCCGUCGCCGUUGUCGUCGACUGUCAACCCCGAGAAUCGUGUUGAAGCAGCGCCCAGGGCUUCCACACCAUCCAUGAGAACCUUGUCCAUAUUUUUGGGAAGGACAUCUACUCUGAACACGGUGUAUCCAACAGCUGUGAGUAGACCUACGAUACGAUCUAUAUCAUCGUCUGGGUCUUCGGCUACGACUUCGACUGUGAGGUCAGUAGGAUCUGCUGUCAGCGAUGUUUCAGUUGCAACAUCGAUAUCAACCUCUAUAUUUGUUCCUUCACCUACAAUGGUAGAAGCAAACCAAAAGCCCACAUCAGAUCCAGGCACCACGACAACAACGCUAGACCACAAUCAGAACCCUACCUCGCCAUUCUCACGACCGCAACCAGUCCGACGCACAACAGCUCCCAUCUCAAAUUUUACUACCGACCAUAUCCCCGUGGUAGGAGGCGACACACGGCGAAACUCCAUCUCCAACUUCUCCUCGCCCAUGAUACACCAUCGAGCCGGUAUAAAGAGUAGCGACAACCUCACUACAAUCCGAGCUAUAUCAGAUAAUCAAGUGACCAUUCCUGCAACCAAUAAUUAUGUAUUUCAUGACCCAUCACUGGAGGAUUAUUCUUCCUCGUCAUCGAAACAAAUGCCCUUUUCGCCGGAUAGUUUCAUCUCACCUCAUACACAUGCAUACGACAGCGAUAGUAAUGAAUACAACAACUCCAAUUCAUUUUCGCAAAUCAACAGACCUCAUACAAGCCACCAUGAUCAAAGAUCUUUCCCCAAAACACCAAACCCGCACUAUCAGGCGUAUACGAGAAACGAUAAAUCCCAGUCCCAGCUAAGAAAGCCUAAGAAAUCAGGACAUCAACGCAGAGCGACGAAACUGUUUACGAGGAUAUUCAUAUCUGAUUUGAACCAUCAGAAAGCCUGA